Molecule: messenger RNA, 720 nt
Organism: Priapulus caudatus
Lineage: Eukaryota; Metazoa; Priapulida; Priapulimorpha; Priapulimorphida; Priapulidae
Product: 1-acyl-sn-glycerol-3-phosphate acyltransferase alpha-like
Exons: 6
Coding region: 37-720 (227 amino acids)
Biological process (GO): phosphatidic acid biosynthetic process
Cellular component (GO): endoplasmic reticulum; membrane
Molecular function (GO): 1-acylglycerol-3-phosphate O-acyltransferase activity
Source: RefSeq, a predicted model, not a curated record
CUCAGAUACCAGUGUUACGGAAAUCAAUUCAGCAAGAUGGAGAUACGUUUGAGUUGGUUUGAGUGUUUUGUUGUGUGUAUUUUAAUCGCACUUCCAUUACUUUACGAGCUUAGUGCUACUUUCAAGUAUUAUUCUAAGAUGUGCCUCUACCUCUUGAUGAUGAAUGUAACCGCAGUUCUACUUCUCCCUGUGGCGCUUUUGCGACCGUUAAACACCGCUAACUUUAAAACAUGCAUGAAUAUAUACAUUCAGAUGACAAGGAUGUUUGGCGUAAAGGUAGAGUUGAUAAAUGGAGAGUACCUUGAUACAAAAGGACCCUACAUACUGGUCUGUAAUCACCAGAGCUCAUUGGACAUGAUUGUGAUGGCAAACAUUUGGCCAAACAAUUGUGUUUGCAUGGUGAAGAAAGAGCUUAUGUAUGCUGGUCCGUUUGGAUUAGCCCUAAAGCUCUGUGGCGCCAUCUUUGUUGACAGACGUCAAUCGGGGGCAAAUAGGCAGACAAUGACAGAUGUUUUUGCCAACGUUAAAGCAAAGAGUAUUAGAGUCUGGGUGUUUCCAGAGGGAACUAGGAAUCAUGAGUUUGGGAUGCUGCCUUUCAAGAAAGGAGCUUUUCACCUUGCAGUGACAGCUCAGAUUCCAAUUGUGCCAAUUGUUGUGUCUUCGUACUCGGAAUUCUAUAGCAAAAAGGAAAGCCGAUUUGGUACAGCUCAUCUGACGUAG